Messenger RNA from Meleagris gallopavo (turkey), 1134 nucleotides. The record is from RefSeq and is a predicted model, not a curated record. NCBI's taxonomy places the organism in Eukaryota, Metazoa, Chordata, Aves, Galliformes, Phasianidae.
AUGGACACGCAGGGGUUGGCAGACAGCAGCGGCUCUAGGCGGCUCCGGACAGCUUACACCAACACUCAGCUCCUGGAGCUGGAGAAGGAAUUCCACUUCAACAAAUACCUCUGCAGGCCCCGUCGGGUAGAAAUUGCAGCUUUGCUCGAUCUGACCGAACGACAAGUUAAAGUAUGGUUCCAGAACCGCAGGAUGAAGCACAAGAGGCAAACACAAUACAAAGAUCCCCCAGACGGGGACAUCGCCUACCCCGGUCUGGAUGAGGGCAGCGAAGCCACGGAUGAGGCCGAGGAAAACCCAUUGGUGGGGCCGUGCCCGGGGCCGUACCGGGGUGCGCAACCCGAGCAGCCCCGCAGCCCUCGGGGCACCGAUCGGCCCGGACCCCCACCCUCGGAUCUCGGCUUUCCCGAGAGCCAGGGCUCGCCUUGGUUGCCGGAACUCAGCAUCCUCUCGGCAGAAUCUUGCUUGCAGCUCUCCCCCGUUCUUCAGGAUUCUUUGGAGAGCCCCCUCCAUUUCUCGGAGGAAGAUCUGGACUUUUUUACCAGCGCACUUUGUACUAUAGAUCUGCAACACUUCAAUUUCCAGUAGCGGCCCCCGUUUGUCUCUCUCUCUUUUCUUUUUUUUUUUUUUGUUCCUUUUGUCUCCACCCCGAGCCGCUUCAGCUCUUCAAACGAGAGGGGGUCACCCCAAAAACAAACCCAAAUCAUCCCCCAUUCAAUCACCAAUCGGACAUUUUAAAACUCUUCACUUUGAGGGACCCGAAUCGCAGCCGCAGUAUUUAUUUUAGAAGGCUCGUAUAAAAGAGCUUUUUAAAUUUAAAAUAUAAAUUAGGUGCUAAAUGAUAGGCUUUUUCCUUAUUUAUUUUAAAGGAGGCACCCAAUAGUUUCCAUGCGCAUCAGAGAUGACCGCCCUCGGGAGAAAACAAUUGCGAAACCUUCAAGCGACUUUCUCAGGAAUCAGAAUGAGACUUUUAGAUUUCUUAAGGAAAUAAUAAUGAGAAGAACAGAGGAAUUUUCGUUCCUCCUUUUUAAGUUUUAGAUGUAGAUUAUUUAUUCAAAUCCUUUAAUAGCAAAUGGCAAAUUAUUUAUUGUACAUUAUUUUCAUAGAGGAAAUAAAUGCCUUUAUAAAAGCGAG